AUGCAGGUUCUGAAACCCCUGCCCAUGUCCAUGUCAGGGAGGGAGCCUAGCACUACUGUGACCUGGAUCCAGGUUCUUUAUAUGGAGCCAUCAUCAUCCUCUGUCUCUGUUUCAGGUCAGGAGCGGAUCGGCAUCGACUCCAAGUACGAGCAGGAGGGAAAGGUCCAGUUUGUGAUCGACGCCAUGUACGCCAUGGCCCACGCGCUGCACAACAUGCAGCGGGACCUGUGUCCGGACAUUUCAGGAAUCUGCCCGGAGAUGGAGUUGGCCGGUGGGAAGAAACUGCUCAAGUACAUCCGCAGCGUCAGCUUCAACGGAAGUGCCGGCACCUCGGUGACGUUCAACAGAAACGGCGAUGCCCCAGGACGCUACGACCUAUUCCAGUACCAGUGGAACAACGUGACGGGAGCAGGGUACAGAGUUAUCGGACAGUGGACAGAGACGCUGCAGCUCAGUAUGGAGGAACUACAGUGGCCUCGGGGCGAGCUGGAGAUUCCCAGCUCUGUGUGCAGCCUCCCCUGCAGAGCCGGAGAGAGGAAGAAGGUGGUGAAGGGGAUGCCCUGCUGCUGGCACUGCGAGCCCUGCGAUGGGUACCAGUACCAAUCUGACGAGUUCAGCUGCAAGCUGUGCGCCUAUAACAUGAGGCCCAGCAUGAACCGGACCUCCUGUCAACCCAUACCCAUCAUAAAGCUGGAAUGGCAUUCCCCUUGGGCAGUGAUCCCAGUUUUUCUGGCCAUGUUGGGGAUCAUUGCCACCAUCUUCGUCAUGGCAACCUUCAUACGCUACAAUGACACUCCAAUUGUCCGGGCAUCUGGCAGGGAGCUGAGCUACGUUCUCCUGACUGGAAUAUUCCUGUGCUACAUUAUCACGUUCCUGAUGAUUGCUAAACCUGAUGUUGGCGUUUGCGCAUUCCGCAGGAUUUUCUUGGGUCUAGGAAUGUGCAUUAGCUACGCAGCCCUGCUCACAAAGACCAACCGCAUCUAUCGGAUCUUUGAGCAGGGCAAGCAGUCUGUGACGGCACCGAGGAUGAUCAGCCCCACCUCCCAGCUGGUCAUCACCUUCAGCCUAAUCUCUGUGCAGCUACUGGGGGUGCUGAUCUGGUUCGGGGUGGAUCCACCCAACAUCAUCAUAGACUUUGAUGAGCAGAGGACCACAAACCCCAACCAGGCUCGAGGGGUGUUGAAAUGUGAUAUUACGGAUCUACAGAUCAUCUGCUCUUUGGGUUACAGCAUCUUACUGAUGGUGACAUGUACUGUUUACGCCAUAAAGACCCGUGGGGUCCCAGAGAACUUUAAUGAAGCCAAACCCAUUGGCUUUACUAUGUACACCACCUGCAUUGUGUGGCUGGCCUUCAUCCCCAUCUUCUUCGGCACGGCUCAGUCUGCAGAGAAGCUCUACAUUCAGACCACCACGCUCACCAUCUCCAUGAACCUGAGCGCCUCUGUCGCCCUCGGCCUGCUCUACAUGCCCAAAGUCUACAUCAUCAUCUUCCACCCUGAGCUCAACGUGCAGAAGAGGAAACGAUCCUUCAAGGCUGUGGUCACCGCCGCCACCAUGUCGACCCGGCUCUCCCACAAGGCCAGUGACCGGCCCAACGGAGAGGCCAAAACAGAGCUGUGUGAGAACGUGGAGCCCAGCAGUCCAGCAGCAAAGACCAAGUACGUGAGCUACAACGACGUUGUGAUCUAAGUCCAUUCCUCCAUCUGAACGGGCGCUGCAGAGAUGUCAGCUCUCCUGGCCUGAUCCUUUUUGGCCCAGGGGAGAGAGGGUUACCGUUUUUUGUUCUCAUGCGUUCCACCAGAGAUGUGGAGGAUCUUCAGCCUGGUGGGAUUUUUCCUCUGAGUGUGAACUCAUGGAGUGGAGAUGAAAUGUGAUGGUUUUUUAAUGGGAUCAGCCGAGGAUAGAAGCUGAACCCCUGGAGAUCCAAACUGCUCCUGUUUCUUAACUCUGGACCUGAAAGUUCCUCAGCCUCCCUGUUGAUCCAUCCGUUCUUUAAGGCUUCCAUUUGGUCCAUUCUUUGGUACUUUUCUUUCUGGUGCUGAGAUAAUUCUCACGUCACUGAUGGAUCCACCCUCCUUCCUGGUUUCACACAUUUUGUUUCCUUUCUUUGUGUAUUAUUGAAGCCAUACUGUGAUUCACACCUGGAGCGCUGUGCUCAUGCUGCCACCUGGAGGCUAAAACGUGUGUAAAGUUCUGAAGCCAGAGCCGGCCUGUUGGGUUCUGAAUGACCUGAGAGGCACCAUGAACACACCACCUGCCCUCCCUCCGUUUGCAUAUUCCAGCCUUCACAGCUUCAUGUAAUUAUUGAUGGUGCAUGUUUUAUUUGGUCCGCAGGGUCGUGCUCGUGCUCUAACUUUGGGGAAAAAAAACAUCCCAGAAAACUUUGCAGGGUUCUGGGAGGACGAGAUCCGAGAUGUGAGAGGAAGUAGCAGCUGUGACGUGACCUUGGAUCCACUGCCGUAACAGUGCUGUUCUUUAUGUGUGCGUCCGAUUUUCCAGCUUCUGUUCUGCAGUGUUUCAUGAUGUUUCAUGAUGUUCCAUGAUGUUCCCCCCUCCAUGCCUGUCUCCGUCUGUGGCUUUUUGUGUUUAUCUGUGACGGAUCACAGAGGUGACGAUGUCUGUGGAAAGCUAUCAAUGUGCCUGUUCUGCAUGUUCAGUCAGAUCUAACUGAUCUCAGGAGACCAGAAACCGCUUUUAAUUUAGAGAAACAUGGAGGUUAAGGUGAAACCUCUGUGGUUUGAACUCUCUGAGAGGCUCGGUGUGGAUAUGAGAGCCGAGGUCUGUACUACGCAGCAGGAUCAGCAUCUCUUUAGGAUGACCGCUGGUUCGUCUCUGGGUUUUAUGUCAUUGGGCCGUAAAUGCUCCUCGUCUGAAGACCAGCACAAUGGUUCCGACCAGUUCAAUGGGUUAAGUUUGAUGUUCUUUUGUUGAUGUUGGUACCAAAUGUUUGCAUGAUCCACUGAAGCUCUGCCUUCUUUACUGUCUUGGGGUUUCCAUUCCACCCUAGAGAAAGGCGGGUGGGGGUUGUAUCAGAAAAGACCUGAGCUUUGUGACCGGGAUAAUUAUCCUGUUAGACGUAUAGGACACUGUGGUCCUAAAGAGCUGCACCUUAAGACCAUCAACCACUGCAGGAAGACCCAGAUAGGUUAUCACUAUAGAGCUCCUCCAUCAUUGGAGCGGUUUGCUUCCUCAAUGACCAGAUUCUUAAAUCUUAAA
Molecule: messenger RNA, 3216 nt
Organism: Cyprinodon variegatus (sheepshead minnow)
Lineage: Eukaryota; Metazoa; Chordata; Actinopteri; Cyprinodontiformes; Cyprinodontidae
Product: metabotropic glutamate receptor 7-like
Exons: 6
Coding region: 1-1689 (562 amino acids)
Biological process (GO): G protein-coupled glutamate receptor signaling pathway; regulation of synaptic transmission, glutamatergic
Cellular component (GO): membrane
Molecular function (GO): group III metabotropic glutamate receptor activity
Source: RefSeq, a predicted model, not a curated record